This is a messenger RNA of Schizosaccharomyces octosporus yFS286, 1408 nucleotides long. RefSeq lists its product as uncharacterized. Lineage: Eukaryota; Fungi; Ascomycota; Schizosaccharomycetes; Schizosaccharomycetales; Schizosaccharomycetaceae. Bases 306 to 545 code for a protein of 79 amino acids. The transcript has a single exon. Gene Ontology annotation, biological process: mitochondrial respiratory chain complex IV assembly. The record is from RefSeq and is a predicted model, not a curated record.
UGGUAUUGCAACGUGAAAGUUCAAUUAUGCAAAGGUCCAAAAAAAGCAUGAUAAAAAUGCUUUUUUAGAUGAUAUAACUUUUAUCAUUGGAAAAAAAUUUUAUGCUUGUUUUUGACCAGGGUUUUGGUUCUUAAUGAUUCCUACCUCUCUUAUUGGUUCUCUCCUUCUUCCUGUGAAAGGCAGACGUUGAGGUCUUGUAUUUGUCUGCCUUCCACCGAUUUCUCUUGUUUUUCUUGGUUUCCAUUUUCGGAAAUGAAUUAUCUUUAUUAACACGACUCAUAAUUCUUCUUGUUAUACUUUUCUCUAUGUUUCGUACACUCAGAGCAUCCCAGCGUCGGUCGCUGGUAAACCUGCUAUUUGGAACCACUGCACUCUUUGCUACAGCAACUGUUGUACUUCCUUCUUUGCUUCCUUGUCCAGCUAUGCAGAAUCCUUAUCUAGGUUCUCAACCUGACACUCAAGAGGAAAAUACCAAAUCUGAAUGGACCUCUUCCAUCGUGGUUAUUGACGACAAACAAUCGCAGAAAGGUCGAAAUGCGACCUAAUCGUUUGCAUUCCAUUGUUUAUCAUUUUGGAAGUUCUUUAAACCUCACAUAUGCCAAUACCUAUUCCUUUUUGUCUCCUAUCAUUAAAGUAUUCACCCCUCCCUUUUCACAGCAUACAGUCUUCCAACUAAUCUGUUUCUUUUUUUAUUUUUUAAUUUUUUUAAAAGACUAUUUUGCGCUGCUAAAUCUCAUAGCUAUGUUGAAUCUAUAUUGAGCAACGGCAAGUUUCUUUAUUCUUCGACAAUUGAUACGUCCGUCCUUCUCUCGCCCUUUUAGCGGUUUUUAAUUUAAUAUUGCAGCUUUUCGGAUGGUUACAAUAAAAAAAUUGAAAAGUUUGGAAUCCUCAGAUCUGAAUAUCUAUGCGCGUUUGGGCUGUGCUAGGUUCUGAAAAACUUACAAGCAAUGGCAAGAGAAUAUUACGGUCGUACUGCUAGGAAACAUUUUAAGUUACUUUCAAUGUAUUAUGUAAAUUAUAGAAAUCAACCAAUGGUGUUCGUGUCGAUUGGUUUUUAAGAGAUUAUGAUUGUAAAACGCUUGUGCCAAGCAACGAUGGAGCUGGUUUCUUCAAAUUUCCCUUAAAUAGGUCUUGUAUUGCCUUAUUAUGAUUACAUUCUUUCUUGGUAUAGUAAGACGUGUGUUUAUCCCCUCCUUUUAUUUUUGGUGAACACGUCUUUCAGACUUCAAUAACCUCGCUCUCGGUAGCAUCAAGUUCAAGAUGCGAAAGCAUAUAUGGAAAGUCAAAUUCAAAUGAAUUUUUUACUACACAAUACUGCGCCUUGCGAAAGGGAAGUUCGUAGAGACCUUCUUAUGUGUCCUGCACUUUGAAUGAGAUUAGUCAAAAAUAGUGUACAAUGAAAUUGCUA